AUGUCAGUGGAGAGAUCUAUUGAAGCUUGGGAAGAGGUUCAGCGACAUGGGCAAGACUUAGCUGAUCGAUUUGCUCAAGGUAUUACUGGUUUGAUUCAGAUACACCCACCUUCGUUUCCAUGGCCGCCGCCGAGUCAUCAUCAUCAUCAGAAGGCGAAACUGUUCGAUCUCGAGUUCCCCAGUCACCACUUCACUGUUAUCAAGGAUUCUAGAUUUGGUAUCAACCAACCUAUCAACGGCGUCUCGGCGAUCCUCGAUAUCGGGAAUAAGAUAGGUCAAGCUGGUGUUGAUUUCGGUGCUGGAUUAAACGUGAUGGUUCAACAAUUCUUCAGGAGGUUACCUAUACCGUUCCUGCAUGAUGAUCACAAGCUUGUUGUAUCUGUGGAAGGUGAUGAUAAUAAGAGUACAAGGAGCCAUAGGGCUGAUGUGAACACGAAAGAUGAUUUGGGAUUUGCUGCAGAACGGUUGAGGGACUCAGGGUUUUCUAAGACGGAUGAUACUGUUUAUGUUAACUUGUCCGAGGAGGAAGUUGCAGAUUCCUAUCUGAGAACGUCUGGAUUGCUUGGAAGAUCGAAGGGAGCGAUUGAUCUAUCAUCAAGUUAUGAUAGUAGAACAAAUGGUAUGGAACAUUCUUUGGCAGCCAGGGGAGACAUUUGGAGAGUAGAAGCUUCGACCUCAAGUUCUACUGCAAGCGAUGGAACUUCGUCUCUCUUUCUUCUCCAGCUUGGACCACUUGUCCUUCUACGUGAUUCAACUCUUCUUUUACCAUUACACUUAUCAAAACAGCACUUGCUCUGGUAUGGAUAUGAUAGGAAGAAAGGAAUGCAUUCACUCUGUCCAGCUUUAUGGUCAAAACAUCGAAGGUGGCUUAUGAUGUCAAUGCUCUGUCUCAAUCCUUUUGCUUGUUCAUUGAUGGAUUUGCAGUUCCCAAACGGGCAAUUGACUUAUGUAUCCGGCGAGGGACUGACGAUAAGUGCCUUUGUGCCCUUUUGUCGCGGUCUUCUUCAAGCACAGGGUCAAUAUCCAGGCAAUAUGAGAUUUAGUUACUCUUGUAAGAGCAAAUGCGGAACCCGAAUCACACCUAUGGUAAAUUGGCCUGACAAAUCAUUUGCAGUGGAUCUUUCUCAAGCCUUGGCUUGGCGUAGAUCUGGACUACUGAUGAAACCGACAAUUGAAGUCAGUAUAUGUCCCACAUUUGGUGGAAGCAAUCCUGGGAUGAAAGCAGAAGUUAUUCGCUCGUUGACCGAUGACUUGAAUCUUAUAUGCGGCUACUCGCUCAACGCACAUCCUUCAGCGUUUGCCUCUGUAUCUUUUGGUCGGUCGAAAUGGAAUGGCAACGUCGGACGCACGGGAAUAGUUGUCAGAGCCGAAACCCCUCUUGCAAGUAUUGGCCGGCCUUCUUUCUCUGUUCAGCUUAAUAACGCUUUUGAGUUCUGA
This is a messenger RNA of Arabis nemorensis, 1437 nucleotides long. The record is from the annotation of a GenBank genome assembly. Lineage: Eukaryota; Viridiplantae; Streptophyta; Magnoliopsida; Brassicales; Brassicaceae.